Messenger RNA from Symbiodinium sp. CCMP2456, 792 nucleotides. Lineage: Eukaryota; Dinophyceae; Suessiales; Symbiodiniaceae. The record is from the annotation of a GenBank genome assembly.
AUGGCGUCGGAGGUGCAAGGUAUCUUGGCAGUCUUCGUUUGCGGCUGCUUCGCGACAUUGAACUUGAUGCUAUCCAAGUUACUACAGGGCUGGCAGUGGCCGUACUUCUUCUUCGCAGGAUUGUGCUCGCUGGUGAUUGUGUUGUGUCUCAAUGCUGUGAUGGUUGCACGGCAGGGUAUCGCCGCCUAUCACUGCGAACGGAAGGAGAUCAAAUGGGUCCUUUUACGUGGACUCUUUGGUAGUAGCAACAACGUCCUGAGCGUUUGUGCAGCCCUGGCGGGUGCGCCGAUGGGCAGCAUCGGCGUGUUGUCUAGUGUGAACACCGUAGUGGCGGCACUCCUGGGGCGAGUAGUGCUGGGAGAGCCGUUAGGCAAGCUACAUAUCCUAGCCGUGCUGUUCUCGGUGGCAGGCGCUGUUCUGAUUUCUGACCCCAAAGCCACGGUGAGUGAAGGCACAGCGAGCGGGGCCUCUGCCUACUUAGGCUAUGUCCUCGCCCUGCUCUCCGGCGUCUCUCUCGGCUUCAUCUUCAUCAGCUCGCGCAAGUCCAAGUCUGCUUCUCCCAUGCUGCUUACUACAUCCUCCAUGACUUUCCGCUGUGUCACCUGCUGUACUUUGGCAUGUAUUCCAGCGGCGAACAGUGGUGGGUUGCAGGUCUUGGCAGACUCCCCAGGCUUUGCCGUUUUACUCUUGCUCGUGCUCCUCGUCGCCAUGCUUGUCUCCAAUCUGACGGUAUCGGAUCGCAGCUCUGCCCUGCUGCCAUCAGCGCAACUGCGAUCACUGCAACCAACAUGA